Molecule: messenger RNA, 942 nt
Organism: Pundamilia nyererei
Lineage: Eukaryota; Metazoa; Chordata; Actinopteri; Cichliformes; Cichlidae
Gene: mrps28
Product: mitochondrial ribosomal protein S28
Exons: 1
Coding region: 92-613 (173 amino acids)
Cellular component (GO): mitochondrial small ribosomal subunit
Source: RefSeq, a predicted model, not a curated record
UUAGUGCUUUUUGGAGGACCACGUGACGCUUUUGCCUCUACAGCCUUCACAGGAAGUGCGCGGAGACAGAACUUCCGGUUGUGCGGUAAACAUGGCGGCGCUGUGCAGGGUCGUGUCGGGGCUCCGGUAUCGGGUCCGGCUCUCCCCCCGGUUCCUCCGGAACUCCUUCAGCUCGGAUUCGGGCCCCGCCGAGAGCCCGAUCUCCGGGUUCUCCGCCGCCUUCGACCACCAGGAGGUGCUCCGGCGGGAGACACAGAGCAACGCGGCCGGGCCAAAGGCCUCCUCUUUGGAUCCGGAGCUCAGCUUCGCUGCGCUGCUUCGUCGGUCCCCGCUGAUCCAGAUGGGCCCAGCCAAGGACGCGGUGGUGGUGGGCAGGUUGUUCCGGGUGGUCCGCGACGACCUCUACAUCGACUUCGGUGGGAAGUUCCACUGCGUGUGUCAGCGGCCGGCCGGGGCCGACGGCCUGCAGCCGGGCUCCAGGGUCCGUCUGCGGCUGCAGGACAUGGAGCUCACCGCCCGCUUCCUGGGAGCCAGCACCGACACCACGCUGCUGGAGGCCCAGGCAGUGCUGCUGGGCCCGCUGGACGGACGGGAGCACCAGAUCCGGGACUGAGGCUGGAACGAGGUGGACUGUGGCCUACGGGUGGAGGACUCUGGUUGUUCUUGUGCGCACCGAGGCUCAGCAGGGCCCGAAACAAGGACUGAAUUAAACAGAUUUAUCACGUGACGUUUGACUGUGCUGAAUGACCCCUGACCCCGGUCACGUGACAUUGCUGGAGCUGAUGGCUGCUGUCACUGUUCGUUAUCAUCAACACUGAAACUGACCAAUCACGGAACUGUGAUGUCAUAACUUUGCAGUGUGUUUGUAAAAGUCUGUCAUGGAAAAAUCAUCGCAGCUGUUUUCUUUAUUUCUGCAAUAAAUAAAUGUGUGAUCGACGUUCA